Condylostylus longicornis is the source of this 1740-nucleotide messenger RNA. RefSeq lists its product as uncharacterized. The transcript has 5 exons. Bases 1 to 1740 code for a protein of 579 amino acids. The record is from RefSeq and is a predicted model, not a curated record. Lineage: Eukaryota; Metazoa; Arthropoda; Insecta; Diptera; Dolichopodidae.
AUGACCGUUGUUUGUAGUAAGAAUAACUCUCCCAACUUAGUAAAUCCGCUUCUUCCUCCAAUAGUUCGUAUGACGCAAAAUUCGAUACGAGGAGACAGCGUCUACGCUUUGUCUUGUUUCCGUGAACCUAGUGUUCUGAAUAACGUACGCUUAUUCUUAGCAUAUAUGCAUGACCAAGAUAACAAUAUCUGCAUGGAAGGCAAGACAAAAACUUAUUUAAAGGUUUCAAUUAGACAAGAAGGCUUGCCUAACAAUUAUAAGGAUCUACUAGAACUGUUUCUUAAAUACUAUAAUUCUGAGGGGAUUUCGACUAAGGAUGCUAAAGCUGACUUGGAAGCUUAUGGGUUUCAACUAAUGAUCUUCACUGAAACCUGGUUAAACGAUUCAUUCAAAAAUGAAGAAAUACUUGAUAGCACUUGGUCCGUAUAUAGAAAUGACCGUGAUUAUAAUUCCACAGGUGUGAUGUACUUUCCCCCAAAUUCUGACGAGUCCUCAUACAAUAAUUUCUUUGCAAUAUAUAACGAUAUAUUCAAAAUUAUGAAUGAGGACGAUAAUAUUGUAAUUUUGGGUGAUUUCAAUCGACCAUCAUUAUCUUUUGUCAUCGAUGAUUUUGAUAACCAACUUCUUCCUAUCAAUUUCAUAGAAGAUAUAGAUUUUGACCUUAUUAGUACUUUUUAUGGGAACGACUUACAGCAGGUUUUUCGUUACCCCAACAGUAGAGGUAAUUGGUUGGAUUUAGCAUUUUCUAAUGCUUACGACACCAUUAAUGUUCGUUCUGACACUGACGAAGAAAAUAUUUUCCGAAACUCAAUCCAUCACAACGCGUUGGUUUUAGAACUACCCUAUUCCAACCAUAAGUUCUCAAAUACUUACAAUAACGAAAUUAUUAACUCAAUAAUGAGCAACCCUAAAAAAUUUUUCGACUUCGUUAACACUGAACGUAAAUCAUCAGGUUACCCGAUUUCGAUGUGUAUGAAUGGCAAAAUGUCUUCAUCUCCCACGGAAAUUUGUAACUUUUUUGCUGACAACUUCCAGCAAAUUUAUCGCCCUGAGUUACCCUCUAAUAAUGUUAAUUUCAAUCCUGCACCCCUUGUUAAUAAUAUGAACCCGCUUUUCGAAUACUUUCAUUUAUCGAUUAACUCAAUAAUGAGCAACCCUAAAAAGUUUUUCGACUUCGUUAACACUAAACGUAAAUCAUCAGGUUACCCGAUUUCGAUGUGUAUGAAUGGCAAAAUGUCUUCAUCUCCAACGGAAAUUUGUAACUUUUUUGCUGACAACUUCCAGCAAAUUUAUCGCCCUGAGUUACCCUCUAAUAAUGUUAAUUUCAAUCCUGCACUCCUUGUUAAUAAUACCAACCCGCUUUUCGAAUACUUUCAUUUAUCGGUAGAAAAUGUUUUUCAGGGCAUCAGUAGUCUAGACGUUAAGAAGGGAUCUGGUCCUGACCUUCUGCCACCAAUAUUUCUUUACAAUUGUCGCUACACCCUGUCAAACCCUCUUACCUCAAUAUUUAACAGAUCUAUAUCCACCGGAAUUUUUCCAUCAGCUUGGAAAAAUUCGUAUCUAAUACUAAUUCACAAAAAAGGUGACAAAACAGCGAUAGAAAACUACAGAGGUAUUGCUAUUCAGUCUGCUAUCCCAAAAUUAUUUGAAAAAUUAGUUACUGAUAUACUUGCACCGGUCAUCAAUCCAUUAUUAAAUAACGAGCAACAUGGCUUUAGGACUGGUCGCUCGACAACCUAA